Molecule: messenger RNA, 699 nt
Organism: Diprion similis
Lineage: Eukaryota; Metazoa; Arthropoda; Insecta; Hymenoptera; Diprionidae
Exons: 2
Coding region: 1-699 (232 amino acids)
Biological process (GO): DNA integration
Molecular function (GO): nucleic acid binding
Source: RefSeq, a predicted model, not a curated record
AUGUCAUACGCAGGACAAAACAAAGACUACAAGUAUAUGCUCACAGUCAUUGAUAUCUUUUCAAAGUAUGCGUGGGCUGUACCGAUAAGGAGCAAGUCCGGGGAUGAUGUUACAAAGGCCAUGGAAUCUGUGCUAACUCAAGGACGUGUACCGAAAAAAUUACACGUGGAUAGAGGAGCGGAAUUCUACAACUCAAAAUUUGAAUCUCUUAUGUCACGCUAUGGAGUCAAACUCUACUCCACGUACAGUAAUUUGAAGGCUUCGAUCUGUGAACGUAUCGGCUUACAACAACACGAAACACCGAACCAUAAGAAUGAAACCAUCGGAUGUCACCGUUGCGAACGAAAGGCUGGUAUUACGUCAGUCGUACGGAGGGCUUCGAGCGAAACCUUCCAAACCGGCAAAGUUCGAAUCAGCAAGUUCAAAAACGUCUUUGAGAAAGGUUACACUCCCAAUUGGACGACUGAAAUAUUCACAAUAAGCCAAGUAGAAAAUACCAAUCCUGUGACGUACAAGCUCAAAGACUAUCAAGGUCAACCCAUCGCUGGUGGUUUCUACGAACAGGAGCUCCUCAAGGUGGAACAUCCGGACAUCUAUCUGGUGGAGAAGGUGCUUCAGAAGCGGGGAAAAAAAUUAUACGUCAAGUGGCUAGGUUUUGACAAUACACACAAUAGUUGGAUAAAUGAAUCUGAUAUGUAA